This is a messenger RNA of Peronospora matthiolae, 651 nucleotides long. Lineage: Eukaryota; Oomycota; Peronosporomycetes; Peronosporales; Peronosporaceae. The record is from the annotation of a GenBank genome assembly.
AUGUACGAAGGGAUUCACAACUUGAAAUCCCUUUACGAACGUGCCGGGAAGACUUUCUCCGGCGGUCCUUCUGCGGCACAGGAUGUGCCGCGUCGUACUGUUCAACCAGACCCAGUACGUCGAUCAUCAGUUGGGGGCGGGGCUCCCAAGUACCCCAGGACGGGGUAUAGCCGCGCCACCGGACGAGAUAACUCGUCCGACGUCCGUUCACGUCGCGGUGGUUCAACAGCUGCUCAACUAGAUAGCGCUGGCCACCGCGAGAGUCCUCCAUUGGAGGUGGAGGAGGAGGAAAGACGCUCUCCACACGAUCAUGGGGAUCCGUGGGUUCCCGAGAGCUUCUUUGAUCGCGUAACGCAAGGGUUACGCAACGAUCUCGAACAUGAGCGGGACGGGCGUCUCCAAAUGGCGGACACUGUCUCGAAGCAUCGAGCUGAGUUUGCCUUUGCUCAGCUUGAGAACGAGAGAUCUCUGACAUCUCUUCGUGACGAGCUAAGGGUAGCUCGUGGGAUUGUUGAUCGGUCUCGGGAUGAGAUAGCUGCUCUUCAGACCCUUGUUGAUGCCCACCAUCGGGAGCACAAGGAUCUCUGCGAGAUGCUUGAGCGCAAGGGCGUUCUUCAUCGGAAGAAGCAGCGUACUGAUGGUACGGCUUAA